This is a messenger RNA of Cylicocyclus nassatus, 840 nucleotides long. The record is from the annotation of a GenBank genome assembly. NCBI's taxonomy places the organism in Eukaryota, Metazoa, Nematoda, Chromadorea, Rhabditida, Strongylidae.
GGAGAUUAUGGCAAGCUAGUCACCCCUUAUACAUUCAAAAAGGACAUUCGCAACACCAACCCUUUUUCGCCAUCUCUACGCGAAAGAACGAAGAGAAUAGCGAAAGAACUUGCCUCAAUGCCGAACGCUCUGCCGCUCAAUGCAAGCAAUAGUAUUUUUGUAUGUGUCGACGAAGGACGAUGUGAUAUAAUCAAGGUUCUCAUUUCCGGCCCCGAUGACACUCCUUAUGCAAAUGGACUUUUUGAGUUUGAUGUAUUCUUCCCGACAAGUUACCCGUAUUCGCCUCCUAAAUGCGCUUUUUUGACAACUGGAGCAGGAAAUGUUCGAUUUAACCCGAAUCUCUAUAAUGACGGCAAGAUCUGCCUUUCAAUCCUGGGAACUUGGGAAGGACGUCCUGAGGAAAAGUGGAGUUCUUAUUGUUCAUUAAUGCAAGUGCUUGUCAGUAUACAGGGGCUUAUUUUCGUCAAGCAUCCAUACUUCAAUGAACCAGGCUUUGAGAAGUAUCAAGGGACGGAAAAAGGAGAUGACUACUCCAGAAAGUACAAUCUACAGAUCGAACAUGCCACGCUUAAUUAUGCCAUACGAGAUCAACUGAAAAAUCCUUCGGAGUACUUCAAAAAAGUAAUCUUACGCCACUUCUGGCUAAAGCGUCACGCAAUCAUAAAACAAGCAAAGAACUGGAUAGUUGAGAUGAGGAAGGACGUAGCAGAGGCGGAGCGAAAUCCGAAAAGAAGGGAAAGCCUCACAUUUGAGAGCCUUUACAAUCCCUAUCAUCAGGAACGAUCCAUACAACAGCUUAUAAGUGAGCUUUCCUCUAUGCCCUGCCCUGUAGAUCAGUGA